Zophobas morio is the source of this 2599-nucleotide messenger RNA. RefSeq names its product polypeptide N-acetylgalactosaminyltransferase 2 (gene Pgant2). Gene Ontology annotation, molecular function: polypeptide N-acetylgalactosaminyltransferase activity. Gene Ontology annotation, cellular component: Golgi apparatus. The transcript has 9 exons. The record is from RefSeq and is a predicted model, not a curated record. Gene Ontology annotation, biological process: protein O-linked glycosylation. NCBI's taxonomy places the organism in Eukaryota, Metazoa, Arthropoda, Insecta, Coleoptera, Tenebrionidae. Bases 169 to 1863 code for a protein of 564 amino acids.
GCAGGAGAGAGCGGGCGCGAGUCCCACCAGCGAGAGGCUGCGAAGCACAAUGCGAACGCCGCCGCGACUUCAGUGCUGCGGCGGCGACGGAGGCGGAUGCAUGUGGGGCGGCUCGUCGACGCUCCUCAAAGACACUCAGUGUGUGCUCAGUGAGUGGAAGCCGGCGCGAUGCGGAGGAACGUCAAGGUGCUGCUGCUCUUCUCCAUGGCGUGGAUGUUUGUUAUUAUUUACUAUUUGCAGAGCAACGGAGACUCGAAGACUGAAAACCGAGCCCUAAGACUGAAAGAGGGGGUAACUAUGGCGCAGUACAGCGACGAUUCAGCUCCAGGGCCGGCCGUCCCUUUGGCCCUUCAAAGCCUGGAAACCACCGACGGCCGCCUCACCUGGAACUACUUCGACGAGGCGGGCUACGUGGCCAGGGGCGGGCUGCGCCAAGGAGAGGACCCCUACGUCCGCAAUAGAUUUAAUCAAGAGGCCAGCGACAACCUGCCCAGCAAUAGGGAAAUUCCGGACACCCGGAAUGCGAUGUGCCGGCGGAAAAAGUGGAAGACCGAACUGCCCGCCACCAGCGUCAUAAUAACCUUCCACAACGAAGCCCGUUCCACCCUCCUCAGAACGGUCGUGAGUGUUCUCAACCGGAGCCCGGAACAUUUGAUCAAGGAGAUCAUUCUAGUGGACGAUUUCAGCGAUAAUCCUGAGGACGGGGAGGAGUUGGCCAAGAUCCAAAAAGUCCGGGUGCUCCGCAAUGAUAAACGUGAAGGAUUGAUGAGAUCGAGGGUGCGAGGGGCCGAUGCGGCGACGGCUUCUGUACUCACGUUUUUGGACAGUCAUUGCGAGUGUAAUGUCAACUGGCUGGAGCCGCUACUGGAAAGGGUUGCAGAGGAUCCGACUCGCGUAGUUUGCCCGGUUAUAGACGUAAUCAGCAUGGAUACGUUCCAAUACAUCGGGGCUUCCGCCGAUUUGAGAGGCGGCUUCGACUGGAAUCUGGUUUUCAAAUGGGAGUAUCUGGGAUACGCGGAGAGGGAGAGCAGGCAGAGGGACCCCACGCAGGCGAUACGGACCCCUAUGAUAGCGGGAGGGUUGUUCGUCAUCAACAGGGCGUACUUCGAAAAGCUGGGCAAAUACGAUAUGAAAAUGGACGUUUGGGGCGGCGAGAAUUUGGAGAUAUCGUUCCGAGUGUGGCAGUGCGGGGGCAGUCUGGAGAUAAUCCCUUGCAGUCGGGUCGGCCACGUCUUCAGGAAACGCCACCCCUACACCUUCCCCGGAGGCAGCGGCAACGUGUUCGCACGUAACACUCGUCGCGCCGCCGAGGUCUGGAUGGACGACUACAAACACUUCUACUACGCUUCCGUCCCCCUCGCCAAGAACGUUCCAUUCGGAGAUAUCUCGGAGCGUCUGGAUCUGCGCAACAAAUUGCAGUGCAAACCCUUCAAGUGGUACCUCCAGAACGUGUAUCCCGAGCUGUCCAUCCCGCAGGCCACGUCGUCGCACGUGGGCGAGCUGCGCCAGGGUAUGUACUGCAUGGACACCAUGGGCCACUUGAUCGACGGCAGCGUGGCCCUGUACCAGUGCCACCACACCGGGGGCAACCAGGAGUGGGGUUUGACCAGCGGCGGCUUGAUCAAGCACCACGACCUGUGUCUGACGCUGCUGGAUUACAUGAAGGGGGCGCCGGUGGUCAUGCGGAUUUGCGACGGCUCGGACAGCCAGAAGUGGCACCUGAUCGAGCCCGGAGGUCUGCUGAGGCACUCUAGGUUUCCUCUAUGUUUAGAUUCUAGGUAUACGGAUGUUAAGGGUAUUACGGCCGAACGAUGCAAUAGUAAUUUAGAGACGCAGAGGUGGAAGCUUACCAGUACUUCGUAAUUGUUGGCGAUGAAGUUGAUGCCCGAUUCUCUAGUCAAUUCCGGAAGGGUCCGAUGGGAGAUUUUUGUUCUGCUCGAUUUCAAUCAAAAUCUCUAACAAAAGACAUAACUAGGCUAUCCUUGUGAUUUAACCGUAAAUGUUGUAGAUAUUUUAUACAAAGUACUCAAGUUGUUGACGAUGAAAUGGUACGUUCCACGCUUCCCUCUCGGUUCUGGUUAUUGGUGUAGUUCUGUUGGUUUUUAAUACUCAUUACGAUUAAGGCCAGUGUUGAUCGUUACACUUGAUUAACCUGAAUAUUCUACUUUUUAUUUAUAUUGUUAACGGCCGCUUAAUACGGAAAGUGUGAAUAGAGCAUUUUUUGGUAUUAACCGAGCAUGAGUGGUUGUGAUAUUUUAGACAAAUUAGUCACGUUAAUGCUAAUUGCUUUCAAAUUUAAGUUCCAAAACGGGUAUAUCUUCAACCCUGCACUCUUUGUUCAGUGUGUUUUGUCCUUGCUUUACCUAUUUUACCACAUAAGAUUGAUUACAGUAUUCAAUAACCUACAUUUGGUUUGCAAACUUAGUAGACAAUAAUUAGUACUCUAUGAAAGACUUUUUGAUAUACUUAGGUACCGCUUUUGUUUUUACUUUUCUUUUUGUACUUAUUUCUACUGUAAAUAUUUUUAGUUAAAUUGUACUUAUAAAGAUAGGCACGGAAUACUAUUAUUGUAAAUAUUCAUAGCGAAUUUAUGUAAAAA